This is a messenger RNA of Colletotrichum costaricense, 603 nucleotides long. RefSeq lists its product as uncharacterized. The coding region runs from base 1 to 603 and encodes 200 amino acids. The transcript has 3 exons. NCBI's taxonomy places the organism in Eukaryota, Fungi, Ascomycota, Sordariomycetes, Glomerellales, Glomerellaceae. The record is from RefSeq and is a predicted model, not a curated record.
AUGAACACCAUCGCGCAGUCUGGAGUCGUACACCCAGAGGAAAAGGACCUCUUUCUGGCGGCAUACUGGUUCAGGCACGAGAGGGCAUUCGAGGCGGCGUCAUUGCGAUUGAUCGACGAAAUAUCGGAGAGUUUCAGCUUUAUGGCAGACGGAAAAUUGGGAGAGGAUGAACUCGUCGCAUUGAGGAUUGCUGUCCUCCGCAAUAUGGAUAUAGAUAUCCUAUCGAGGGGCACGCCGAACAUGUUCAUCAUCUCGAUGACGAGACUAGCCGAUGAGAAGAUGUCAAAGAACUUAGAACGGAACCGCGUUAGACAAUGUCACGUUAGUGGCCCGCCUUUGGGGUACCACCGGACACUGAUGAAGUGCUCCGUUGGCCAGUUGAAGAGGAGCGGGACACUGAAUGGUCUUUGCAUGGCAUGUCUGCAUCCUCAGAUGGUAUGCGAAGAGGUUAUGGCGCAUGGGGAGGCGAACGACAGGGGGCGAAAUUUCAGAGACUGGCUCCCGGACGAGCUUGACCUGUGCCAAUGGCUCGCCUGGCAGAUUCUGCUCGCCUAUCUAGAUGAGCUACAGCAGAAUGGACAAGAAGUAAGCUACAGCAUCUGA